Caenorhabditis bovis is the source of this 327-nucleotide messenger RNA. The record is from the annotation of a GenBank genome assembly. Lineage: Eukaryota; Metazoa; Nematoda; Chromadorea; Rhabditida; Rhabditidae.
AUGCCGGUUGAAAUUGACACCAUCAAGGAGGGUGACGGAUCCACUUUCCCGAAAAAAGGACAAUCCGUUACCUGCCACUACGUUUUGACUUUGGAGAAUGGCAAGAAGGUCGACUCGUCGCGCGACCGCGGAUCUCCGUUCACCUUCAAGAUUGGAACCGGACAAGUUAUCAAGGGUUGGGAUGAGGGUCUCGCCAAGAUGUCGAUUGGUCAACGCGCCAAGCUCACCAUCUCUCCAGAUCUUGGAUAUGGAAAGAAUGGUGCCCCGCCACAGAUUCCGGGAAACUCAACCUUGAUCUUCGAUGUCGAGCUCCUCUCUGUCAAAUAA